This is a messenger RNA of Fusarium poae, 465 nucleotides long. RefSeq lists its product as uncharacterized. Gene Ontology annotation, cellular component: ribonuclease H2 complex. Gene Ontology annotation, biological process: RNA catabolic process. The transcript has 3 exons. The record is from RefSeq and is a predicted model, not a curated record. The coding region runs from base 1 to 465 and encodes 154 amino acids. Lineage: Eukaryota; Fungi; Ascomycota; Sordariomycetes; Hypocreales; Nectriaceae.
AUGUCACAACCAAUUCUUUCAUUGAAGCCCGACGAGAACAAGUCCAAGGCAGUGGCUAACAUUCUGCCAUGUCGUAUACACCAUGAUGGCCCAAUUGAACCAACAUCAACAUAUUGGACCCCUGCUGCUACGGACGAUGGAACCAAACUAGCAUACUUCCGCGGAAGGAAACUUCAGGGAAAGGUCGUCAAGUUGCCAGAAGACUACCGUGGCAUCGUCGUUGAGCGAGUUCCCCAACAAGAUCCCAAAACAGCCGUUGAGGAGCAUGUGGUGGAUCUGGAUGCCGAGGAAGAACAAAUAGAAAACAUGCAAAUAACAGCCGAGUUUGAUGAAAUGGUCGUUUGGGGCCAUGAGGCAGUAGCAGAUGCCAGUGCCGACCCUUAUGUUCGAAGUAUGGAAGAGUGGCUUCAGGUAGCCGACAAGAUUCAUUCUUACUCGCCCCCUGAUGAGGCUGCGCCGAAAUGA